AUGGAGGGACCUAUGGGACCUCGGGGGUACAACGGGUCACAAGGCCCCAAAGGAGACCAGGGCGUACAAGGUCCUGUUGGACCUCAAGGGUACAAUGGAACUCAAGGGUCUAAAGGUGACCAAGGUGUUGGCGACCUGUCAGCCUGUGUUUUUAAAAUUGCCACGGGUAUUGGUUCAAUCGGAGUUGGCGCAAGUGCUUCUGUGUCAAUAAUGGAGGCUGCGGAUAAAAGAAUUUUUGUCGGCGGUUGCAGCACCAACUAUGGUGAUGUUGUCAGACAGACAUAUUCAGUUUCAGGUGGCAUUAAUAAUUACGCAUGCACGUGUAUCGGGGACGCAAACCAAGGAUUGGGCCCACCCCACGAGUGCUACCUCGCGUACACCGAAUGCCCGAGGACGACACCUUGAGAUGAAGAUUUAGCCAAAUUACAGCUUCCUUUCCAAUAUAGAAUGACACGCUUUUUUUCAAUUGCCUGAAGUCUUUAUUCUCUGUGACAAGAUGCUACACAUAUAUUCGUAAGCCUCAAGAGGACUAUAAUUAUACAUAGCAACAAUUGUCAUUCUUUGUGCCAGUGGAACCUGCCAUGUAACACCAUGAAAUGUUAAACAUCAAAAGUAAGUAACCUUUUAAGUAAUCAUCCAAGCAAGAACUAGGCACUUUCCCCAUUGGAUUUUUAAUACUAAGCAUAAAGACAGAAUAUAUAGAAUAUUGUAAGAAAUAAUUACGUAAAGCUUUAUUUGUAUUGCUAUUGGUUGCCUCUCUUUGACACCUUUAUCACUUUAAGUAAUUGUGGUUGUCUGGCGGCACAAUAGUCUUGACGACAUAGGAAACAAGCUUUGUUAUAUUCAUAUGUCCAUACCUUUCUCCUGAGAAACAAGAUAAGAAAUCGACAGUCGGAAAACAAGAUAGAAUAACAAUAAUAAAAUCCAAUUAUUUAGAAUUUGCAAACUGUACAUUUGUUUUAUCAUGUUCAAAAUAGUACAAAAUAAAGAUGUUAAAUUAAUAAUGAAGAACACUGAUUUCAUUAUGAUAUUGUCACACUGGUUUUGCAUACCAUUACUUGAUUGGAUGCUCUUGAAUAAAGGGAUUUUGAUAAAA
Messenger RNA from Nematostella vectensis (starlet sea anemone), 1096 nucleotides. Its product is annotated as collectin-10. NCBI's taxonomy places the organism in Eukaryota, Metazoa, Cnidaria, Anthozoa, Actiniaria, Edwardsiidae. The coding region runs from base 1 to 405 and encodes 134 amino acids. The transcript has 2 exons. The record is from RefSeq and is a predicted model, not a curated record.